Molecule: messenger RNA, 774 nt
Organism: Mangifera indica (mango)
Lineage: Eukaryota; Viridiplantae; Streptophyta; Magnoliopsida; Sapindales; Anacardiaceae
Product: circumsporozoite protein-like
Exons: 2
Coding region: 50-529 (159 amino acids)
Source: RefSeq, a predicted model, not a curated record
GCAAUAUAUUGCUUUAUAGUGCUCUUCACUUUGGUUUAAUUUAAAGAAAAUGUGCUCUAAGGCGUUCCUUCUCUUGGGUCUUUUUGCGGCUACAUUACUUCUCAUCUCUUCGGCGGUGGUAGCUAGAGACUUGGCUCAGACUUCUACCGAGAAGCAAAAUGCCAAGGAAUCAACAAGGACAAAUGGAGUAGAUAAAGCCAAGUAUGGUGAUAACGGAAGAUACGAGCCACAAUGUGUAUUCCCAUUGUACCCACCGCCCGUGCCACCUCCCCCGCCACCUUGUAAUAUUCCAAUUUCCCCACCACCAUGUAAUAUUCCAAUUUCCCCACCACCAUGUGGAUACUGUAGAGCUCCAGCUGGUGGAUUGGUCCCACCAGGUGCCGGCGGAUUGGUCCCACCAGGUGCCGGUGGAUUGGUCCCACCAGGUGCCGGCGGAUUGGUCCCACCAGGUGCCGGUGGAUUGGUCCCACCAGGUGCCGGUGGAUUGGUCCCACCAGGCGCCAGCCAGGCGGUGGAGCCCCGGGAAUAGGUUAAUAUGGGGCUUCAAGGUUAUUUAAGUCUCGGAACUUGUUAAUUAGAAGGCUGGGCUGUUGAUUGCUACUGCGUGAUUAAGACAAGCAUUAAACUAAAGCACCUCAUAUUAAUCUUGGAAUUUAAAUAAAUAAACGAUAUGAUUGGAUGCAUGUCUAUUUCCUCAAUUACUCCUGCUGUCUUCCCAAGUUUGAAAUCUAUGAUGUAAUAAAAUUUUCUUAUAUGGAUGAAUCUAUUUUAAAA